Messenger RNA from Drosophila montana, 1642 nucleotides. RefSeq names its product space blanket (gene spab). The record is from RefSeq and is a predicted model, not a curated record. The transcript has 6 exons. Lineage: Eukaryota; Metazoa; Arthropoda; Insecta; Diptera; Drosophilidae. The coding region runs from base 100 to 912 and encodes 270 amino acids.
CCGCCAGUCGCUGAAAGGACACACAAGCAGCAGCUCCAAUUUGCGAAAACGAAACGAACUGUUGCAGCCGCUGGCGAUGUGGUACUAGCAUAGCGCAAAAUGAGACGCAUUCCGGUGUGGGCCGCCAUGGCCCAACUUCUGCUGCUCGGCCUGGCCGUGCAGCUGGGCGCCAGCGCAUCCUCGUCGCCGCCAGCCGGCGCCUGGUCGCGUUCGCUCUUUGGACGCAAUUCGCGCAAUUUGUUGCAUCGCAGCGCGUCGCCCGAUGUGGGCGGCGUUGGCACAUUUGAUAUGAUUACCGGCAAUCUGAACAAUGCGGGCUACAAUAACGAAUACGGCCAAUUGUUUGCCAUGGACCGGGAGCAGCCGCAGCCGCAGCAGCAGCAGCAAAGUCAGCCGGAAAAACAACAGCCGCAGCCGCCGCUGUCCGCGCAACUGCGUCAGCCACAGGCCGAGGUCUAUGGGAUUGUGGAGCCCCUGAUUGAGGACACGCCCUGCGCGAAUCGCGCCUGCCUGCUAAACGAUGAUUGCUGUCCCACUGGGGUCUGCGUUCACACAUAUGGCGAGGGCAAAUGCGUUUACGUGUUUGGCCAUCAGCGGAAUCUGUGCCAACGGCACGCAGACUGCGCGCCGGGCAGCGCCUGCAUGCUGGCCACCCAGGAGGGCAUUUGGCGCUGCGAGGCGGAGGCGCCCCUAAUGCCGGAUGUGCUGCAUGUGCGGCCCAAGCAGCCGCUGGGCAGCGAAUGCAGCAGCACCAGCGACUGUCAAGUAAUCAACGGCAUGUGUUGCCAGCGACAGCGUUUGCAUCAUCGCGGCUCGUCGAAGCUAAGCUGCGGCUACUUUCGCGACGCCUUCGACUGCGUGGAUGUGACCCAAGAGCACAUGGCCAGCGUUUUUCAGCAGCGCCACAACUGAGCGGCAGGCGGAAAAUUGAAGGAGCAUCAAGAAAAUGAAUUCAACAAUCUUUUACUGAAGACAACUUAAAGGCAACGGCAAACGAUUAAAUUAUUAUUAUAUUAUAUUAUUAUAAGGAAAUUCAAAUUCGUUAACAUAUCAAAUGUUCAACAAAUGCAUAUCACUCUUGUUGUUUACAUAAACGAAUAUACAAAUAUAAAUAUAUAUAAAUAUCUAAAAUGAACUAAUUAAAGUAAAUUAUAUUCAACACAAUUAUAAUAAUCAAACGAGAUUUUCAGUGUGUUUUGUCGUAGAAACAAUUAUAUUAAUCAGACAACAAAAUAAAUAUGAAAUUAUGAAAAAAAAAAAUAAAAAUUAAAUACUGACUGAGGCAUUCAAUGUUAUUACAGCAAGUAUUAGACACAACAAUUUUAUUCGCAAAACUCUUAAUGUUAUCCAACAAAAAUAUACUCAAUUAAAAAUUAAUUAAAAAUGAAUAUCGAAAUUAAUAAAUUAAUUAACCAUGUAGCCAAAGACCAUAACCGAAUUGUGAACUGUAUCUUUUCAAGCACUUUGCGUUCCCCAUUCGCAUCAAGUCAAGUCUAACAAAAUAUAUGUACCCAUAUAUAUAUACAUAUAUAUUUAAUAUAUAUAUGUAAAUGUAUUUUAUAAAAACAAAUGCUAAAAUGUUAAUGAAGAAUUAAAGUCAACAAAUAAAGACAACAAGUGUAAGGCACGCUUAAAGUGCAAA